CGGACGGUCGGGACGCAGCAACAAGUGUGUUUGAAGCCCCACGGUGGCGUGGCGGCUCUGUUCAGUAGAGAAUCGAAGCUCGCCGCGCUCGAAGCGGAUCUGCGGGAGUCGUUGAACGCGGAUCUGUAUUACUGUCGUCGCCGUGCCGUCUCCGUUGGCGUUGCCGUCGCCGUGGCUAUUCAAUUCAAUUGACGAUCUGCGGAUCUGUGUGGUGUGUUGUUUUGUGCUGUGAUGUGCGUUUUGUCUAACUUUCAAAUGCAGAAAAAUUUGACAACUACGCGCUUUGCAUGCCUAAGGAGGAGCGGAGCUGUUGCAUAAAUGAAAGUUUUUGGAUAAUACCAGUGGAUAGCACACACAGACAGAACGAGAGAGAGAGGAUUGGAGUCCACUCACGUUGCGGCCGGCCAUCGAUGAGGCGGAUACAAAGUCUAUGUCACAACAGCAGCCGCGGCAGCAGAAGAAGCAGAAAAUAAUUUAAAUGCUACGGCAGCAAUUGAAGAGGCAACAAUUAACAAAGACAACUGCAACGGCAGCAUACUUGUAGGAAAACAAAGAGAAGAAGAUACAAUAUACAUACAUACAUACAAAAGUAUCUGUAGAUUUCGAUUCCGUGCUCCUGCAACAGAAUGAAGAAUCGCCAGAGGCAGCGCCGAAUAUCUCUCAAUGAAAGCCACAACAAGUACAACCACAUUGAUGUACAAAUAUCUACCAAUACAAAAGAACCCAAUCAAGUCAAUUUAAAUUCAUCGUCAAAGCUGUCGUCGAGAGCGAACUCACUGGAGGCUGCUGCUGCUGAUGAUGCUCCGCGUACGUCUCCGUCUCCGUCUCUGUCCCCGCCUGUUACUGUUCCUGUUUCCCAGAUAGCAGCAGCAACACAACAAGAGCAACGUCUACAGCUGAUUAUGCCGCCUACAAUCAUGACGGGCGAUUUUCCAACAUACGUGAAGAUGCGAAAAUCCAAGUCCACGCCAAGUCUCCUUCUCGAAGAGGAGCCGCCGGCCAUUGUCUGGCGUCGCCACAUCAUCUCCCAGCCAAAAACCGCCUCGGAGGCUACCGAAACUGUCGCUACAGUCGACAGCAGCCACUGCAUGGAAGUGGAACCCCAGCAACAUGAACAAUUUUCACGCUUCACCACCAGCAGCGGCAAUAACGAUAGUUGCAACAACAAGUGCAGCAAUGCGACGCCAACAACACCGGAGUCAUUGCGCUUUGGAUGUGCACACUAUAAGCGACGUGCCAUGUUUGUGACUCCGUGCUGCAAUAAGUUCUACAAGUGCCGGUUCUGCCACGAUGAGAACGAGACCCAUCACUUCGAUCGGAAGACACUCACAGAACUCAUCUGCUCCGAGUGCAACACGCGGCAGACGGUGCAAGAGCAAUGCGAGAACUGUGGCGUGAGAUUUGGCAAGUAUACAUGCCUCAUAUGCAAUCUAUUUGAUGACGCGGACAAGCAGCAAUAUCAUUGUCAUGGCUGUGGCAUCUGUCGCAUUGGCGGCGCUGACAAUUUCUUUCACUGCGAGGUCUGCAACAUGUGUCUGCCCAUCCAGCUGAAGAUCGAUGGCCAUCGGUGCGUGGAAAACAUCUCCCGGUCGCACUGUCCUGUUUGCUUGGGCGACAUACACACCUCGCGCAUUCCUUGCCACAUUCCCGACUGCGGCCAUCUGCUGCACAAGAUGUGUUUCGAUCAGCUCCUGGCCUCAGGCCACUACACCUGCCCCACCUGCCAGACCUCGCUGAUCGACAUGACGGCGCUGUGGGAGUAUCUGGACGAUCAGGCCCUACGCAUGCCCGUGACGCUCAAGUACGAGAACCAGCGAGUGCAUAUCUUCUGCAACGAUUGUCACAAGACUUGCAAAACCAAAUUUCAUUUCAUCGGACUCAAGUGCGUGCACUGCGGCGCCUACAACACCACACAGGAUGUAAAGCGUCGCCUCUCUCUGGUCACCGAUGAGCCAUCCUCGGCAUGAUAUCCUUCCGCAGCAGCCCCAUCCGCAACAACAGCAACAGGAAAUCUCUUGCCAUGCUACCCAUAUUCGAACUAAAUUGUUAUUACACACAAA
Drosophila miranda is the source of this 2060-nucleotide messenger RNA. RefSeq names its product RING finger and CHY zinc finger domain-containing protein 1 (gene Rchy1). Gene Ontology annotation, cellular component: nucleus. The record is from RefSeq and is a predicted model, not a curated record. Gene Ontology annotation, molecular function: ubiquitin protein ligase activity; zinc ion binding. Gene Ontology annotation, biological process: protein ubiquitination; ubiquitin-dependent protein catabolic process. NCBI's taxonomy places the organism in Eukaryota, Metazoa, Arthropoda, Insecta, Diptera, Drosophilidae. The transcript has 6 exons. Bases 627 to 1967 code for a protein of 446 amino acids.